AUGCGCAAGGCCAUGGGCUUCGCCAAGUACUCGCGGCCGAUCCGCGAGCGCGCCGUCGAGGACCCGCGCUUGAACUCGCUCGUCCGCGCGCUCCUCGGCGACGCCGACUUCGAGCUGUACCAGGACAUGGCCCUCCUGAAGCCGCCCGGCGGCGGCCGCGAGAAGCCGUGGCACCAGGACGCGGCCUACUUCAACCUGGCCGCGGACGCGCGCGUCGUCGGCUGCUGGAUCGCGCUGGACGCCGCGACGCCGGACAACGGGUGCCUCGUCUUCGAGCGCGGUGGCCACGCGCGCGGCGAGCUGCCCCACUUCCCCGUGCGCGACUACCAGCUCUGCGACGCGGAGCCGCGGCGCGACGUCGUCGCCUGCCCGCUGCCGCCCGGCGGUUUGGUGCUCUUCCACGGCCGCGUCCCCCACGGCACGGCGACGAACGCGUCGCCGCGGCCGCGG
Messenger RNA from Aureococcus anophagefferens, 450 nucleotides. RefSeq lists its product as hypothetical. The annotation marks the transcript as partial. The transcript has a single exon. The record is from RefSeq and is a predicted model, not a curated record. Lineage: Eukaryota; Pelagophyceae; Pelagomonadales; Pelagomonadaceae.